GAGUUCGUGCUGCGCAAGCAUCGGCGAGAUAGGAAAAGGCGCCGCGAACGCGACAGGCGCUCACGCGUCCUCCUUCCCCUCUCCCCGCCGCUGCUCCGCGCUAGCUCUCGGAGGCGACAGGGAAAUCAAGGAUGAACAGUCUUCUCUGCCAAUAGCUAUAGAUCAAGCCACAGCUAUCGCGAUCGUUCGGCAGGUCCCUGCUUCUCGUCAGCAUCUGGAUCGAUCGAUCGAUCACACAGACGACGUACACCGAUAGAGAUUGCCCUGGCCGAGCUAGCUAUUGGUACCUUCUCGCCCUCUCCUCUAGUCCUCUACCCCGGCCUCUAGUACUAGAGUAGUACCACUACUCUCCCUCCCUCCCUCCCUCGUUGUUGCUUGCUUCCCUACACUUCUUCCUCCUCUACGUAUAUAAUUAAUCCAGCACCAAGCUAUAUAUACUCGCUUCCUACCAGCCAAAGGUCACACAAGCUCAAGCAACAGCAACAUAAUAGAUAUGUGCAGCUAAUUCUCACUCCUCCAUCUCCUCUAUCUCCCUCUCUUCUCUUUGCUCUUCUCUUUUCCUCUCUCUCCAUGUGCAAAUAUAUAGCUAGCUAGCUGCAUAUAGGUUAGCUUGUGUCUCAGCCAUAUAUAUAUGUCCAGGUACAUACAGAUUACAGUGCAGAUAUAGAGAGGAGGAGGAAGAGAUUAUCUAGCUAGGUAGUCGUAGGCUGCAGCCAUGGGCCUGAGGGACAUCGAGCUGACGCUUCCGCCGGGGUUCCGGUUCUACCCGAGCGACGAGGAGCUGGUGUGCCACUACCUGCACAACAAGGUGGCGAACGCCGGCGGGGCCAUGGUCGAGGUGGAUCUGCACACCCACGAGCCGUGGGAGCUGCCAGACGUUGCGAAGCUGAGCACGAACGAGUGGUACUUCUUCAGCUUCCGCGACCGCAAGUAUGCGACGGGGCUGCGCACCAACCGCGCCACCAAGUCCGGCUACUGGAAGGCCACCGGCAAGGAUCGCGUCAUCCACAACCCCCAGGCCGGCCGCGCCAUCGUCGGCAUGCGCAAGACCCUCGUCUUCUACCGCGGCCGCGCGCCCAACGGCAUCAAGACCAGCUGGGUCAUGCACGAGUUCCGCAUGGAGAACCCCCACACCCCACCCAAGGAGGACUGGGUUCUGUGCAGAGUUUUCUACAAGAAGAAAGUCGACGCGAUGGACUACGCUAUGGACAACGAGCAGGAGCUCGCCAUGGCUCGUGGACCUGCUGCGAACGCCAAGUACUCCUCCUUGUCCCCUGACCCGGGCUACUCGCCUCCGUUCCCCGCCCUCGGCAGCAGCCACUACCAACUGCCGCCAUCGUCCGAUCACCACUCCCUCAACGACUUCUCCGCCAUGGCGCUGCUGCAGCACAAUAGCAUGUACGACUUCCACGCCCAGCCUCUCGACGGCGGCGGCGUCCUUGGGGCAGCUGCGGGGUCAAGAGACGGCAGUGGCGAUCAAUGCGGCGGAGGGGUGCUGGUGGACCUAGGGCUGGAGGAGCACUACAAUUACAACAACGUGAUGCAGAUGUGAUGUCGGUGCUGAAAUCUAGCUGCUCCCUGCAGUGUGUGACAAUAACCACUUUAAUUUGAUUUUAUUUGUUCGUGAUCUUUGUGCAGAAUCCGUUGUGCAUGUAAUGCACGCCCGUGUAGUGCUGUUGCGUUUGGAUUGAUAUCGUUAGGCUGAGAUUGAAGAACUGCUGUUGUGCAUGUACAUACUUAUGGAUCGGUGUCUAUUGUUGGGCAGCUGGAGUUAAUUUGGAACCUUUUUGUUGUUAGUA
This is a messenger RNA of Phragmites australis (common reed), 1799 nucleotides long. RefSeq names its product NAC domain-containing protein 79-like. The transcript is spliced from 3 exons. Gene Ontology annotation, biological process: regulation of DNA-templated transcription. Lineage: Eukaryota; Viridiplantae; Streptophyta; Magnoliopsida; Poales; Poaceae. Gene Ontology annotation, molecular function: DNA binding. The record is from RefSeq and is a predicted model, not a curated record. The coding region runs from base 716 to 1552 and encodes 278 amino acids.